Messenger RNA from Diachasmimorpha longicaudata, 1732 nucleotides. Its product is annotated as CXXC-type zinc finger protein 1-like. NCBI's taxonomy places the organism in Eukaryota, Metazoa, Arthropoda, Insecta, Hymenoptera, Braconidae. Bases 132 to 1643 code for a protein of 503 amino acids. Gene Ontology annotation, molecular function: zinc ion binding; DNA binding. The record is from RefSeq and is a predicted model, not a curated record. Gene Ontology annotation, cellular component: Set1C/COMPASS complex. The transcript is spliced from 4 exons.
ACAGGGUGACAAGUGUCACCAUAGUUUUACAAAUGGCGGCGCCCUAUUAGUGUUUUUAUGUAUACGGUACUCAACAAAAUACAUUCAAGAUUUAGUGUGAAGAAAUCAGGAUCAUCAUAAUUAUAUUAACAAUGAGUAAGCGACAUGGAUUAUCGAAAGAGGAAAUUGCGAAGCAAUUUAUGUUGCCGGAGAGAAAAAGCAAGAUAGCCACGUUAUUGAAACAGGAUGGACAGGCCUAUUGCAUUUGCAGGAGCUCAGACAGCUCUCGUUUUAUGAUUGGAUGUGAUGCAUGUGAAGAAUGGUACCAUGGCGACUGCAUCAACAUCACGGAACGUGAUGCCAAGUACAUAAAACAAUUUUUCUGCGUGAGAUGCCGAGAAGAAGAUCCCUCCCUGGUAACUCGUUACAAGCCCCGAAGGACCGAGCAGGACGAUCGAAAGGUAAAGAAGUACAAAGAGAAGGAGAGAGCUCACAGACACGAUCACGACGACGCCUGGGACACAACAAUAAUAAAAAAAUCCUCGAAACGAUGUGGCGAAUGCACCGGCUGUCUGCGCACCGAGGAUUGUGGCAAAUGUGAUGCCUGCAGGCACCUGAAAAAAUUUGGCCCAUCAGUGAGACUGAAACUGCGUUGCAUUCAGAAGACAUGUCGAACCGUGGGAAUUCCCUUGAAGCCUUCGAAGAGUGUCAAUCGCAGCGACAAGCCCAGUAAAAAGCGAAAAAGGGACUCUAGCAAUGAGAGAAUAGAAUUUCUGGAACCCCCGCAGCAGUGCUAUGGGCCAGCUUGCACGAAACAAUCUCGUUUGGGCUCGAAAUAUUGCUCGGACGAGUGUGGAAUGAAACUUGCCACCAAUAGAAUCUAUCAGGUUUUGCCCCAAAGAAUUCAUGAAUGGUCAUUGACGUCUUGUGUUGCUGAGAUGAACAACAGACGUGCUCUGGAGUCUGUCAGAAAACAGCAGCACGAAGUCCGGAGAAUUCUCCAGGAGUUGGAUAAGCGACACAUGGAGCUCGAUCGAAUCGUCGAACGUGCGAAGAAUGCGUCAAUUGAUUAUAGUUACGAGGUGGACGAUAACGAGGACACUGAGAUGAGUAUGUACUGCAUCACCUGCGGUCAUGAAAUUAAUUCACGCACGGCUAUCAAGCACAUGGAAAAGUGCUUCAAUAAAUAUGAGUCGCAGGCGUCCUUUGGCUCGAUCUUUAAGACACGAAUUGAGGGUCAGGUCAUGUUCUGCGAUUUUUACAAUCCAGUUAAUCGUACUUAUUGCAAACGUCUGCGUGUUCUGUGUCCUGAGCACUGCAAAGAUCCAAAAGUCAGUGAUACAGAAGUCUGUGGUUGUCCUCUUGUUACCAACGUCUUCGAUACGACUGGGGAUUUUUGUCGGGCUCCCAAAAAACACUGUUCUAAGCACUACGUGUGGGAGAAAUUGAGAAGGGCUGAGAUUGACAUGGAGAGGGUGAGACAGUGGCUAAAGAUCGACGAACUUGUGGAACAGGAGCGACAGAUUAGGGCCAGCAUGGCUAAUAGGGCGGGAGUUCUUGCGCUGAUGUUGCACUCGACUUACAACCAUGAGCUGAUGGAGCAAAUGGCCCAGGAACAGAGUAGAGAGCAUGGCAAGACAAAUGAAGAAGACGUGCAGAGAUAAUGGAGACAACUUCAACGAGAAAUCGACGGAGAUGUCCAGUGAUUCUUUUUUCUAUGUAGAAUAUGAUUUAAUAAACUUAGUUCAUGGCA